Molecule: messenger RNA, 1347 nt
Organism: Erythranthe guttata (spotted monkey flower)
Lineage: Eukaryota; Viridiplantae; Streptophyta; Magnoliopsida; Lamiales; Phrymaceae
Gene: U2A'
Product: U2 small nuclear ribonucleoprotein A
Biological process (GO): mRNA splicing, via spliceosome
Molecular function (GO): protein binding; U2 snRNA binding
Source: RefSeq, a predicted model, not a curated record
GGUCCGGCCCGGAUUCGACUACCGUUGCAUUCCUAAUUUUGGGUGCUCACACACAGUUAAACCUUUCGUUUUGGGGGUUUUGCCGCUGUUGCACUUGCUACCGAAGAUUGAGAAAAAAAAAAAAAAAAAAAAAAAACAGGAGAAAUCGAAAGCAAAACAAUGGUGAGAUUAACGGCGGAUUUGAUUUGGAAAAGCCCUCACUUCUUCAAUGCCGUUCGCGAGCGAGAACUAGAUCUCCGAGGUAACAAAAUUGCUGUUAUAGAGAAUGUUGGUGCUACGGAGGACCAAUUUGACACCAUUGAUUUAUCCGACAAUGAGAUUGUGAAGCUGGAAAACUUGGCAAACAUGAAUCGGUUAGGCACUUUGUUGUUGAACAACAACAGGAUUACUCGUAUCAAUCCCAACCUCGGAGAAUUUUUGCCCAAAUUGCAUACCUUGAUACUGACUAACAAUAGGUUAACUAACCUGGUCGAGAUCGAUCCUCUUGCAUCGCUCCCGAAGCUGCAGUUCCUUAGCUUGCUUGAUAACAACAUUACUAAGAAACCCAAUUACCGUCUGUAUGUCAUCCACAAGUUGAAGUCUCUGCGUGUUCUAGAUUUCCGGAAAAUCAAACAAAAGGAGCGAGUUGAAGCCAAUAAUUUAUUUGCAUCCAAAGAAGCUGAAGAAGAGGUUAAAAGGGAAUCUGCAAAAACAUUUGUACCUGGUGAGAUUCCUAGCACUGAAGAUGUUGCAGAGGAUGAACAGCCAUCUAAACCAUCUGCUCCUACACCACAGCAAAUUUUAGCUAUUAAGGCUGCUAUUGUUAAUUCACAAACUCUUGAGGAAGUGGCAAGGCUUGAACAGGCACUCAAAUCAGGCCAACUUCCAGCUGAUUUUAAUAUCAAUGACGAUGACACUACACCUGAAAGUGCUCAACCGGAUAAUAUGAUCACUGAUGAAAAAGAAGCAAACGGCGAACCUAAAGACAGUGAAUCUGAAAAAAAGAAUGACGAGUCUGCAGAAAUGGAAGAGGAAUAGGCUGACAGCAUUCCAAAUUCUUCCCCAGAUUCAAAGACAGUGGAAAAUCUAUCAGUCUGUAGUAAAAGCAUGUGUAACAUUUGUGUUCGUUCUUCAUAUUAGAUUUCAGAAAUGGUUGUGGAAGGAGAAUCUGAACUAUUAGAAACGCAUUCGAAAGGCAACUUCCGCUGCUACCGGUGAUAACAUUCUAGACAAACAGCUUAUAUUGUAUUGAAUUCUAUCUUAUUGAGUUUCUUUCUAGUUCUUGUUGAAAAGUGGCCGUAGAUUAACUUGUACUCGGAAUUUCUUUUUUGCGGUAUUAUAAUCGUGUAUUAAGGUUGCUUUGAGUUA